AUGAACAGUGCUCUCAGGUUGGGUUGGAUGGUAUUUAGCUCAGAACGAUUGACUGUGCAUGAAACCAUGGAUUCACAAGUGUCAUUUGUAGUGUUGAAAGAUGGUGGCACUGCCGUGGAUUCUGCAAUCGCGUCAGCGUUAUGUAUUGGUGUUAUCAAUAGUUUUGCCACAGGCAUUGGAGGUGGAGGAUUCAUGCUGAUCCGUGAUGCCAAUGGUGAAUACGACUUUAUUGAUUUCAGAGAGACUGCCCCAAGCGCAUCUACAGAAGACAUGUAUGCUCUUGAUAGCAUUUUGUCUCAGGUUACUGGACUCGCUGUAAGCGUUCCUGGCGAAAUUCGUGGGUUUGAAAUGGCACAUAGCAAACAUGGCAAGCUUCCUUGGUCUAGACUUUUCAGAGACUCCAUUGAUAUAGCAAGAAAUGGAUUUCCUGCAAAUGAGCUCAUGUACAAGCGGCUCAAGGACUCGCAAGAUUGGAUGCUCGAUUCAGCGGAAUGGGUGGAAGUGUUUGCACCCAAUGGCACUAUUGCGCAGCCAGGUGAUAUCAUUAAACGACCUACUCUUGCUACAACGCUUGAGACGAUUGCCAGCAAAGGCGCCGAUGCAUUCUAUUCUGGCUUUAUUGCUGAAUCUAUCGUCAACACAACCGUAAACAAUGGAGGCAUCAUUACACUAGAAGAUCUUAAGAAUUACAGAGCAUUGAGUCGACCCGUCAUAUCCACCACUUAUCACAACCACAAGAUAUUCACCACAUCUGCGCCCACAAGUGGUCCCGUAUUACUCAACAUCUUGAACCUGAUAGAACCCUUCAAUUUUGCCAAGGAUGGUGGUCGAACGGCGCUGAAUAUGCAUCGAUUAGUGGAAGCAUUCAAGUUUGGAUACGCAGCACGCACUGAGAUGGGGGAUCCGGCAUUCACAGACAUUGAGGAGAGAAUGGAAGAGCUGAUAUCAAAAGAGUGGGCUGAUUUAGUUCGAAUGAAUGUAACAGAUAACGAAACACAUGGUCCUGAAUACUACCAGCCUCGGUUUGAAGGAAACGAACCUCAUGGCACUAUGCAUUUGUCCGUCGUGGACAAAGAGAAUGCAGCUGUUGCUUUGACAUCUACUGUCAACCUCAUUUUUGGAUCAAGAAUCAUGGACCGUGCAACGGGCAUCAUCUUGAACGACCAGCAAGAUGAUUUCAGCAGUGCUGGGAUCUCUAAUGCAUUUGGUUUUAGUCCCAGUGUGGCCAAUUUUGUUGCGCCAGGCAAGAGACCUCUGUCUUCUGUAACAGACACGAUCAUCGAAACUGAAGAUGGGCAGCUCAAGAUGGUGGUAGGUGCCUCUGGUGGGUCUGAAAUCAUCACAGCUACUCUCAAUGCCAUUAUCAACACACUUGAUUUCAACAUGGACCUAUACGAAGCGGUUGGGCUACCCCGUAUCCAUCAUCAGCUGCUUCCAAAUCAGAUUGGCAUUGAACCAGGAUUUGAUGCUCGUAUUGCUGAGGGAUUGAUCAAACGGGGACAUGAGAUAUACAAAUUAGAUGCAAACGGCAUCUUCUCGGCUAUUCAAGCCAUUGUUCGCUUUUCCAACGGCAGCCUCGAUGCAGCCAGCGAUCCAAGAAAGUUUGGGCUUGCUGCUGCCUACUGA
Messenger RNA from Mucor velutinosus, 1626 nucleotides. RefSeq lists its product as uncharacterized. The transcript has 9 exons. Bases 1 to 1626 code for a protein of 541 amino acids. Gene Ontology annotation, cellular component: plasma membrane. Gene Ontology annotation, molecular function: glutathione gamma-glutamate hydrolase. NCBI's taxonomy places the organism in Eukaryota, Fungi, Mucoromycota, Mucoromycetes, Mucorales, Mucoraceae. Gene Ontology annotation, biological process: glutathione catabolic process. The record is from RefSeq and is a predicted model, not a curated record.